AUGUUGUGUGAGGAACCGAUUAAGGUAAGAAAUGCUACUUAGAUGUAUUAUAGUGUUCGAUUUGCCUUACAUUUGUUAUUUUAGUGUUGAAUAAACAUCACAGAUUUGAUUUUAAAUUGAGCGCGAUAAAUCAUGGAUUUAUUGUGUUAUUGUCCGUAUAAAAUUACUAGACCAAACGUUUAUUGUCUGAGAUUCUUAAGAUGAUUGUGCUCAAAGGUCUGUGUUUUCAGGUUUAAAUAUUUUAAGUAAUAAUUCAACUUUUAAGCUGUAAAUUGGAGCAUUGUCUUGUGCCAUUGUAGGUAGCUAGUCCCAAUAAUAUGAACAAGCAGUCGUUGGUACUUCUAUUAAUUUAACUGUGGUUGGUAGGAAUGAAACUACCUGAAGAAUAUAAGGAGAAUUUUCCUAAUGGUGAAACUCUGCUUAUAUUUUUCACAUGAAUUUAACUGUAGUUGGUAGCAGGGCUCGAAUUUUAUCGUGGCAAUUGCCGUAGAGGGAGUACAAAAUGCUGUGGAUCAUUGCGGAAACGACGGCAAUUUUUUGCCGUAUAGUAUAAUUUUUAUACUAUUCACUAAAUUACUAUAUUAACAAUAAAAUUAAAUUUUUGUUACAGUAAUUCGAAAAAAUGCCGUGGAAACUGCCAAAAUUGCCGUAGACAGCUGUUACGUUCUACGGCAAUUUUUAACGCCAUUGCCGUCGAUUGAUUUCAGGGAAAUUCGAGGCCUGGUUGGUAGGAAUGCAACUACCUGAAGAAUAUAAGGAGAAUUUUCCUAAUGGUGAAACUCUGCUUAUAUUUUUCAGUUACUUGCAUCCGUACCCACGAAAGCUUGUUCAUGCCUUCGUUUAUGUCCAUUGAAUUUGCUUGGUUGCUCUGGGAGGGGGAAAUUAUUGAUUGGUAAUCCUUUUUAUUUUCUUCAAGGCUGCUAUUUGGCAUGCUCUUAAUCACUAUGCCUUCAAUGACGCAGCAUUUCUGGCCGAGAGAUUGUAUGCUGAAGGUAUUGUGUGUUUUAAACAGUGUUUUUUGGGUUGGGUAAUACCCUGAAUACUGUAUAAAGAGAUGCUGGUGGUGGUACAGUACGUGGUUGGUGCAUCUGCCUUACACCUCUUUCCCCGGAGUUCAGUCCUAUAAUAACCUGUUGUCUUAUAAUUUCGCCUCAGUCGCACGUUAGUUUGACUCUUUUAUACACCACUGUCGUCUCACCGUAGCCCAGUUUUAGAUCUCUAGCGACAACAGUUGGGACAUGAUAGAGCUGUCCAAUAUAUUAUCGAUUUGUGAAGUUAAUUUAGUUUAAAAAAAUUCAUUGGGUUUCCAUUCGGGGCCACAGUAAUUGGCAACUGCAGUGGUGUAACUUUAAUUUUGAAUGAAAAGUAGUUGCCCUGAAUAAAAUUGACUUGCCAUCAGACAAUGGCCACUGGGGUACCUAGGUAGGGGUAUAAAUUAAGAGACAACAUGCGGACCUGUUCUCCCACUGAUCUAUAUGGCUAUGUUAUACUGCCUCAGAUCUAGUUUUGGCCCACGAAAAACAAAAUUUGAAUCAAGUACAUCAGGGCUCGAAAUAACGGCCGAUCAAUGAUCAAUGAUCGGCAGGAAAUUGUUUUUGAUCGGCGAAGAAGCAAGGUUGCCGUUCAUCUUGAUCGGCAGAAAUAGAUUUGGCCAUUGAAAAUUAUAAGUAACAUAAAACACAUUAAAAAACACGCGAAAAGCUCUUGUUUAGUUGAUAUGAGUCAUAAGGCUGCACGACUAUUCUCGCUCUAAAGUAAUUUACCAUAAAAUAAAUUUUCAUGAAAUACUGUCGUCUCUUCAACAGUUUGCAAUCCGGACCGCUGACAACGAACGUUUUUGUUACAAUAAUUUCAAUUUGAUAGGAUUUUUUGAGUAGGAUUUUUUCUUUUUAGUAAGAUUUUCUCUUUUAAUACUAUUAAAUAAUAAGUUUUAGUUCUUAGUUGAUAAUGCUGCUGUGUUCCUUGCUUUUGCGUGAAAUGCAAUAACUAUAAUUACAAGUUGAAAAGUGCUUUAAUUAAAGUAAAGUUUAUUAAAUGUAGUUACACUAUUAGAAUUAUAUAUAAUAAGUCCAAAAAUGUCGUAGAUUUAAACUUGAAUUUGAAAUAAAGUUAAUUACUAUCGUACUUAGAAUUUUUUUCAAGGAAACUUAGUCUUAGACAAAUAUACUCCUGAUCGACCAAACUUUUAUUUGAUUGGAAAAAAGUCGCGAUUGCCGAUCACCAAGAUCGGGAAUGUUGAGAACGUUAUUUCGAGCCCUGUACAUGCACUAUGAAAAAUUUAUAUCUGAUAAUGAAAACAUACAUUUAAAGAUGCCCAGCUUUUUGUGGCAAGGCAACUUGCCUGAUCGGGCAAGUGAGAUAAAACGUUUACUUGCCCAUCAUGAUAUUCACUUGCCCUGGGCAGGCCGGCAAGCGUUAAGUUACACCUCUGAACUGCUGUUGUGGUUACCCAGCUUUACGCUAAGGUAAUAAAUUGUAAAUUGUAAAAAUUUGUUCUUCUCCAAUUUAGCUGCGUCAGAUGAAGCACUGUAUCUAUUAGCGACAGUAUAUUAUCGUUCUGGCCAGGCCAAGAGAUCCUAUCACCUGCUACAAAAACAAGGCUGUCCAACCGCACAAUGCAAAUUUCUGUUUGCAAAAUGUUGUGUUGAUCUGAAUAAGUAAGGAGACAUAUAAUAUAUUAUACAUUGAUUGAAACUUUGUUGUGAAUUAAACAGCUCAAGUGUUUCUUUAAUUAACUGAUACUUAGACAGAUUUACCAGCAGGUGAAGAAAAGGCCCUUGUUUCAGACUUUUACACCCCCUGGUAACAAAUUUUUUUGGGAGGGGGGCUUUGGUGGUGCAGUCGUCAGAGGGAAACGCCUUUCACCUCUGAGAUUCUCACUACGGACUAAUGUGAAAAGAGUCGUCAACGCUCUGCCGAAAGUCGAGGGUUUUUUCCAGGCUCAACGGUUUCCUCCCACAGGAGAAGUUGACAGGGUGGGUUAGGAUAAAUACAGUUAAAAAAGUAAUCACAAUUGUUGUAUUAAAGAUAAAUAGUCUAGGCUAAGUAAGUAACAUAAGUAAGCGUAAUACUUGAUGUGGUUGGUCACUGAAAAGCCCCACUCGGGAGGGACCUGAAUAAUGUAAGGUCUAAAAAAAUACCUGUGGUUCCAGUUCCCGACCAACCCUAUUUUUUCUGCUGACCCUAUUAUUUUUUCAACGUGAUUGACCGUGCAACCCUAUUUUCUCCGGGUGGUUGCGGCUGCUGCCAAAAUGCCGUCUGUUGUCACACUAAUUAUUGAAAAAAAUAUUUGAAACCUACCGACCCUAAUUUUUUUCGCAAUAUGAAACCAGAACCACAGGUAUUUUUUUAGGCCUAAUGUCGGCAUCAAACUAAAUUAACCAUUGAAGAGGUUUUGUAGAUUGAAAUUUUAGUUCCAUUGAGCAACAUGCCCAAAAUCUUGAUGUCAACCAAAAGUACCACGAUUCCUGAUCAAUGGUCCCGAUAGAAAAACUGCCCCCUUCCUUUCCUUUGCCCAUAAGUGAGGAUCCGCACUUGUCAUAUCAUUGACUAAGUUUCUUAUUUAAUGUAUUUACAGGCUGUCUGAAGCAGAGAGGAUUUUGACGGCAAGUAACAACUCGAUCGGAAACAGUAAACAAGUGGAGACAGUCGUUUCUGAAUUUGGCUCUGCAGCCAGUUACUCGCUUGCCUUGUUGGGAGAGGUUUGCAGGUAAUAUCCAGAAUAAUUCCAUGCCCAAGAAAUGCAUUUCCCAUGCCUGUAGAUUUUAUUGAAUUAUGUUGACUGAGGUAGCCUAGCAAUUUUGGAGUUGUUAGCCAGUAACUUACUGAUUAAUUAACACUAAGUCAGUUCCCUCAAACCUUUCUUACAAAUCCGUCAAAACUUUACAAUUUACCAAUGCGAAAUUUCUACUGUGAGCACAGAAGCUUUGAUAGUGUAAACCAGGGUGCAAUGCAAUUUAAUGGGUUAAACUAUGGACUAGAUAGCAUUGUUCCAUGGCUCCCAAACUUCUGCAGUCACAGUAUUCCCUUCUUUCAUGACGUUUUGUCAUUUAUUCAUUUUUUGUUCUACUAUUGUAGGAAAGCAGAGAAAAUAACAAGAGCCAUUGAGUGUUUUAAAAGUAGUUUAAAGCACAACCCAUUGUUAUGGAGCUCAUUUGAAACCCUGUGUAAAUUAGGUAAUCAUUAUCUCUGAAUGUUUCAUGUUUAUUUAUAAUUAAGUACUAAUACAAUAAUCUUGAAUGUACAUGGUAUGUUUGUUCUAGGUGAAAAACCAAACCCUUCGGAGAUCUUUAAAUCUGCUUCCUGUCCUCGACUAUUGACCACCUUAACGCAUCGUGAUGCCAUGACAACUGGCUCGACCACGACCAGCUCGGAAAAUACCACCCACUCCUCUGAUAACCAUUCACGUCCUACCAUUGAACCAAUGGCAACCGAGAAUAUGGAUCCCUCCUGGAACACGCCCACAAAUGCUGACACUAACCAGUCGUUCACUGCCCCGCCCAAUAUCCAUGGCAACAACGCUAAUUAUGUUGCAUCGCCGACACCCAUGGGAACGUCCAACGAAAAUCGAGCUCGGCCAAAAGCAGGUCGAAAUCUGCUCGGUGUAAGUUCGAGUGCAAGCCCGUUUUCUCCAAGGUUUGUAAGCUUCUAUUAACUGGAAAUAAAGUUAGUUCAGUUGACAAUAAGUGCAGUGCAUGUAUGUCUGACCAUCCCUGCUAUAUUUUCCUUUUAGUUUUGCAGUUCUACCCAUGGAUACACCCUCUCCUGACCCAACAACCAAUUAUAUCACUCCUUCGCCAACUGCAAACGAAUGUCAGUUACCUAAAGCCCCCAAAGCAAGAAAGGUUAGCAGGCAAAUUAUUUAUCAUAAAUGAGGAAAGUCAAUCUUGUGAUUCUUCUCUUUCCUCAAUAUGUAUGACUCUUUGGAUAAAUGGGUCAUAAAAUACAUUGGGGCUUCAGGUGGCGCAGACAUCAGACUAUCAGAGCAAGCGCCUGCAACCUCUGAGGUCAUUGGUUUGAUUCUCCACAUGUGAAAACAGUCAGUCCACACUCUACCGAAAUUUGUUUCCCCCCCCCCCCCCGAAUACUCCAGUAUCCUCCCGCAGGGAAAGUUGACAGGGGUGGGUUAGGAUAAAAAAGUUAAAUAGUCUAUGCUAAGUACGCAUUGUAAUCAGGGGCAUGGCUAGCCCUAUUGUUUCCCCUUCCUAUCCAAAUUAAGUUUUGUCAACUACAAAAAAAAUUUGCCGACUGGGAUUCAAUAAUUGGACUACCUGAUGAUUGCAGGGGGGGGGGGGUGUUCCACCCCCACAUCCUCCUCUAGCAAUGCCCCUGAUUAUAUAAUUCAAGGGAUUCAAUCUAAUUUUUCAGAUUGGUCGUCGUGCAGACUUAAUUUCCAAACUUCCCGGCAUCACUGCGUAUUCGUCCUCAUCUGGCACGAAUACCACAGUGUCUCAGACCACCUCGUCUGGUGUAAGACGAAGUACUCGACUGUUUGGAUCGACUCCAUCAAAUACAUCGUUGAAUGACUCCACAGACAAGGUACACACCAAGAUUUGCAAGAUUUGGAACAUGACCCUCAUGGAAAGUUAAUAGGGCUUAGAACGGGCCAAAGUCAACGACGUGACGUGUGCAUGUAGCGCACAUAUGAAUUAUGACUGUUCAACUCAUCCAAUUUUGCCCUUCAUUACAAUUACUGCAAAGUUUCUUUCAAAACAUUGCAUUAAAAGGGUACUUGACACAGAGAUGAUCACUGUUUCAAUUUUACAGAAAAACUUUCUUACGAAGUGUAGACCAUAAGCAACCAAAAAAUGUCAAAUUUUCACUUUCAUCUAUCAUUGAAACUUUCCCAAGGGGGGGGGGGGUGUACGACUUUUCAGGGGUGGUGCAAAACGAUCUCAGGGGAGGUGCGCACCUUCCCACACCUCCCCUCAAAAUCAGCCCAUGGCCUGAACUACCUGAAGUGUUAAAUUCUGAGAAAAGUUUUCCUCAAUUCUGUUCAGGGUUCUAGAAAGAGCAACAAAGGAGAAUUUCCGAUUCCAAGAGUCGGGGUAGCGCCUCGGAAAGUCAAGGUGAAUGUUUAUUAAUUUUCAUUCUGUGCAUAUUUCGCGUUUAUUUGUUUUCGUAUUGUUGAAUGCUGUUUUAUGUUUCAGACUCGACGUCAAACGAGAAGUUCAGCUACCAAUAGUCAGCCAUUAUCACCCUCGUGUAGCGAGAAUAUUCCUGAACCAACUAAACCUGCGCAAUCCAGUGUCCAGCCAUUGAAGAUUCCUGCUUCUAUGACCAGCUUAGGUAAACAUGCUUACGUAUAGGUUGUCAUGAUGACUUAUAUAUAAGUCCUAAUGAUGAGACACAAAUCACGACUAAUUUAAAAAACAAACAAACAAUAGUUAACAUUUUAAUCAACGUUUCGACUAGGUUUCAGUCAUCAUUUGACUGAAACCUGCACACGUAAAAAUCUCACAACUUGUCAACAAGAUGUGUUUGCAACAGGCUUGUAGCAAGCUUGUCAACAAGUUGUAACAAUGCUGUUAUUUUAUCAAGUUACUACAAGGUUGUCACUCACAACUUGUUAACAAGUUGUUGAAUUGCAGGACGAUAACAAGUUGUUAGAACAAGUUGUAACAAGUCUGUUAAGCUCAACAACCUUGUAUAGCAAGUUGCCAACAAGCCGUUGACAACUUGUCAACAAGUUGGGAACAAGCAGUGCGAACACAUCCUGUUGACAAGUUGUUGGAACAACAUUGCUACAACUCUGCUGCAGGUUUGUUACAACUUGUGCGUUUUUACGUGUGUAGUCGAAACGUUGAUUAAAAUGUUAAUUAUUUUCGGAGUGUCUAUUAUUUUGUUCUUAUUGUGGAAUACUAUAUAGUACAUACACUGGGACUCAUGUUUAAAAUAUUAACUGUACUCUAGUGUGAGUGUAAACAUUUUAUUUUAUAAUUAUUCCUAUACACCUCUAGACGGCUUGCUUUCACUUUACCAAGAGCUUGGCAAUGCUUAUCUGGCACUAUCUUCCUACGAAUGCAAGAAAUCACUAUCAUUGUUUGAAGCUGUUCAACCACAACAUUACAACACAUGUUGGGUUUUAUCUCAAGUGGCGAGAUGCCAUUUUGAACUUGCGCAAUAUCAUCUCGUAAGUAUUGAAAUACUUUGAAUAUUACGCAUGGAAUGGCUGGAUAGCUCUAUCGGUGUGAGGUCCAGUAAGGAUACAUGAACUUGCGGUUAGAGCUCGAGAAAUGGCGUCUGUAGCUCAGUUGGUUAGAGCGUUGCACCGGAAUCGCAGGGCCAAUACCUGCCAGAGGACCUAGUGUUGCAUAUUUUGCAACCGUUCCCGGUUAGGUAUAAAAGGUGUAUACAGUAUAUAUCGUCACUUAGAUUAUCCAUUCACUUCAAUAUUUAGUUUCAAUCAAGUGAAGUGCAGAAAAAAUCUUUCAAGUCCAGUAAGGACCACUCGAAGAUAACCAUCAACCUCUACACACUGCAAAAAAAAUUGAUUUAAAAAACUCGUGUAAAAUAGUGCACCCACACAAGUGACUCUAAAUAUUGAGUAAAAUUGCUCAUUUAUUGAGUAAUAUUCUGGGUAAUAGUUGCAGUGAAAUGAUGCAUUGAUUUAAUUGUGCAUUGUUCAAUAUUUUUCAGGCAGAAAAAGUAUUCUCACAAGUACGUCAUUUGGAUCCGUACUGUUUAAAAGGUGAUCAUAUGGUUACUAUACUUUAUUUAUAUUCGCCUCAAUCAGCAAGCUACAUCCACUGAGCUCUCUCUCUCUCUAUAUAUAUAUCUGGAGCACGACACUUCAGUCAUUUGGCCUAUAAGAAAAGUGAAGCCAAGGUGGCGACCAUUGACGUCCAAUAGCUCUGAAGGUCGUAAACAGUUCUAAAACCAUUUUCCCAAUCCCAGCUAAUUCCAGUUUUUCCACAAAACCAUAGUGUUUUUUUUAAAGGCAUAUGACUCGAAAAUUGACGGUGUUAUUUUUUUGUCUAAUGUGAAAGAUCAUUGAAAACUGCAUAGAGUAACUUCUUUGAGAGAUUUUUGUUUUAUAAUAUUUGCGAUGUUACUCUGAGUGUAUAUCCACACCGGGCGAGAGUAACAUCGCAAAUAUCAUAUUCACCUGAGCACACAACAUCAACACAGAAAAAAUUUUUUGUUUUCUUGCUUCGUUUUGAAGAUAUUUCAUUUGUAUGAUAUGCAAAGGACCAACUUCCUACGUCAUAUAUGCAUAAUGAUUUAGCCCUAAAAGCUGUAUAUCUUUAAUACGACUAAACACAAUCAGUAGAAAACCUACAUGGGUGUUGUUGUGGACAAAUCUCAUGCUCGUCAUUCAUUUUGAGCGCAUUUAUUUGAUAGUGACAAAAUUAUAUAACAUUUUAAAGUAAGUCAUUAUGCAUAUGUGACGUAGGAAGUUGGUGCUUUGCAUAUCAUACAAAAUGAAAUAUCUCCAAAACGAAGCAAGAAAACAAAAAUCUGUCAAAGAAGUUACUUUAUAGUUUUCAAUGAUCUUUCAAAUUAGACUAAAAAAUAACACCGUCAAUUUUCGAGUCAUAUGCCCUUUAAAUCCAAGUCAUAAACCGCGCAGACAAAAACAAUAGAAAAGGGAGUCUGAAACUGACGUCCAAUAGCUCCUCCAUCUCUGGUUUGACUUUUGUGGACUCGAGUGCUCGUUCCAGACAUAUAUGGAGCUCACUGGCUAGUGGCUACUUGUUAGAGGUGAAAGGCUAACUACUGUACUACCUCUUCUGUUCUUCCAGGAAUGGAACUUUACUCUACGACUCUGUGGCAUUUACAGAAAGAAGUUGCUCUCUCAGCCUUAGCUCAAGAUCUCGUCGAAACGGAGAGAGUUUGUGCGGAGGUGAGGCUGUACUCAGAAUGGUGUGAAGCGCUUUGUAAAAACUGCCUUACGAUAAAUAUGCUAUUUUCACUUAAGAUAGCUAAGGGAGCUAAUGUGACUCGAUGGCGCCUGAGUAGUGGGGCUGCUGUUUGGUUGAAGGAUCUGUCGAAUCAAUAUUACAUAACCACAGGUUUUUCUGAGCAAUACUGUAUACGAUCGUUAUUAUUUAUCUAGGCUUGGGCAGCAACUGGCAAUUGCUACAGUUUACAGAAAGAGCACGACACGGCUAUAAAAUUCUUCCAAAGAGCUGUUCAGGUCGACCCCUGCUUCACGUACGCGUACACUUUGCUUGGCCAUGAGUAUGUCCUCACUGAGGAACUUGAUCGAGCAAUGUCGUGUUUUAGAAGUGCAAUACGAACUGAUCCGAGACAUUACAAUGCUUGGUAAGACCAUUAUAAAAUGUAGUAGAUGGGUGGAGGGUUAGGAUUGUCAUGGAGGGUUAGGGUUAUAUCCAUGGUCGGAUUUUGAGGGGAGGUGCGCACCUCCCCUGAGAUCGUUUCCCACCUUCCCUGGGAAAGUUUCAAUGAUAGACCAAAGUGAAGAUUUGACAUUUUUGGUUGCUUAGGGUCUACACUUCGUAAGAAUUUUUUCUGUAAAAUUGAAACAGUGAUAGCCAUUCAUCUCUGUGUCAAGUACCCUUUUAAUGCAAUAUUUUGAAAGAAACUUUGUAGUAAUUGUAAUGAAGGGCAAAUUGGAUGAGUUGUACAGUCAUAAUUGAUUACAGUAAUACAGCGAUGAAUAUGUACACUACAUGCUUACGUCACGUCGUUGACUUUGACCCGUUCUAAGUCCUAACUUUCCAUGGGGGUCGUGAGCUAGACCGCUGCAGAUCCCCUAAAUUUGUGUCCGCCUCCCCCGCUAUUUAAACCAAAAUCCGGCUUUUGUUAUAUCUACCUGUAUGUAAUAUUGUAUUCUUAUGUUGUAGGUAUGGUGUGGGAAUGAUCUACUAUAAACAAGAGAAAUAUAAUUUAGCCGAAGUUCAUUUUAAGAAAGCAUUGACAAUUAAUCCUUCUAGUGCUGUCUUACUUUGUCACAUUGGUGUGGUAAGUCAUGUCUGAACUGUUUCUAGCCAUGUUUGCUUCAUAGCCAUAUUCCCCAAAGAUUGGCAAACUAGGAGACGUCGUGUUGCUGAAACACUGGUUCAUAUUAAUGUUACCCGUUGGUCGGUUGGCCAGAAAGCAAUGUUAUUCAACCAAAGUAUCACUUUUGAGCCAAAAUCCGAUAUGCUCAUGAGCAUGUGAAACAUGAACCCCCUUCAUUCUAUUUUAUUUUAUUCUAUUAGGUUCAGCACGCCAUGAAAAAAUCCUUUACUGCGUUGUUAACAAUUGAAAAAGCUAUGACAAUUGAUCCAAAGAAUCCACUGUGCAAAUUUCACCGAGCGACGAUUCUUUUUACUUUGGAAAGAUAUAGAGUAUGUUAUGAUUAAUACCUACAUAUUUUUAUGAAUUAUCUGAACGUCAGCAUGAUCUCUUCAAACGUUAAAGUAUUUAAAAUUGUUUUCGAGCAUAGUUCCGACAGUGUGAUUAUAAUGAUGGAGGAAUGAUGGAUUAUUCCAGAUUAUUGUCUACUCAAACAGAAAAGAAGUAGAUCGUUACCUAUUUAUUCAUUUAGCUACUGUAGGUUAAAAGUGCCCGAAGAAUUGUUUUAUCUGUAAGCAAUAGUGUUAGCGAGUCCUAAUGGUGGGUUUCACAAAAAUAAGCAUUGUAGGAAACAUUGCUCCACUGCCAUAUAUAUACAUGAUUCCCGAAGAUGGGCAAACCAGGAAACAUUGUUUCCUAGCCAUGUUUCCCGAAGGUGGACAAACCAGGAAACAUUGUUUCCUAGUCAUGAUUCCCGAAGGUGGGCAAACCAGAAAUAUUGUUUCCUAGUCAUGAUUCCCGAAGGUGGGCAAACCAGAAAACAUUGUUUCCUAGCCAUGUUUCCCGAAGGUGGGCAAACCAGAAACAUUGUUUCCUAGCCAUGUUUCCCGAAAGUGGACAAACCAGGAAACAUUGUUUCCUAGCCAAGUUUCCCGAAGGUGGACAAACCAGGAAACGUUGUUGCUUAGACAUAUUUCUCGAAGGUGGACAAACCAGGAAACAUUGUUUUUUUUUUAUUUAAACAUAUUUAGAAUAAUUUUCUCCAAGAGCUAAAGCUCAUCGAGGGAGAUCAUUGUUUCCUAGCCAUGUUUCCCGAAGGUUGGAAAACCACGAAGCAGUUCAUAUCUUUCAAUUUCCUUUUUGUGUUUUGUUCAGGAGGCUUUGACAGAAUUAGAAGAAUUGAGAAGAAUAGUUCCAAAAGAAGCUUUAGUCUAUUUCUUGAUGGGAAAGGUCAAUUUUACUAAUUUUAUAGUAUGCUCUUUCUAG
Messenger RNA from Paramuricea clavata, 11229 nucleotides. The record is from the annotation of a GenBank genome assembly. NCBI's taxonomy places the organism in Eukaryota, Metazoa, Cnidaria, Anthozoa, Malacalcyonacea, Plexauridae.